This is a messenger RNA of Oncorhynchus nerka (sockeye salmon), 8507 nucleotides long. RefSeq names its product helicase ARIP4-like. The coding region runs from base 342 to 4595 and encodes 1417 amino acids. Gene Ontology annotation, cellular component: nucleus. NCBI's taxonomy places the organism in Eukaryota, Metazoa, Chordata, Actinopteri, Salmoniformes, Salmonidae. Gene Ontology annotation, molecular function: ATP-dependent chromatin remodeler activity; ATP hydrolysis activity; ATP binding. The transcript has 19 exons. The record is from RefSeq and is a predicted model, not a curated record.
AGUUUCCUGGUUGCCGUGAGCCUGACUCACAACUCACAUUGCCAGCCGCUCACGGGUUCAGUAAGUCAGUAGGAAAAACAUCUCCUCAGAUAAAACAGAUAGCGACAGAGACAAAGGUAAACAAGAAGAUCGGUUCUGCCUUACAGCUUUGAGGCAGACUUUUUCAACUAGAGGAAGUGUGUUAGUGAGUUCGGGAGCAGACAGCGGUACUUGGACUCAGACCAUCGAUUUCCUCACCAUCAGAGCAGGGGAACGGAGAGGGAGACUACUCAGAGAGGGGCAAACUGCACGCCUGCUACACGCUCUCUGGACACCCCACACACCCCUCACGGAGACUAAGCAUGCUGCUGCUGGAAGAGUCGGAGACCUUUACAGACCAGCCUCAUAGCGCUCCCUUCAGCUCGGAGAAUGAAGCGCAGGGAGGGGACUCUGCGAGAUGGCAGUGCACCGCCCCAUCUACCUCACCCUCGGGGGAGACGCCGACCCACCCCUCUCGACCGUCCUCACGGCCCGAGAGCCAAAGCCCCUCGCGGUCCCUGAGGGAAACCAAAAAGAGCUCCCUCUCCUACUCCAACAAACCCGCACACAUGAGGAGGAACAUCAGAAUGCUGUUGAGGGAGCACCAGUUGGAGGCGGUGACCAAAGCUGCCCAGCAGGAGGAGCUAGAGAGGCGGCAGAGGCUGGAGCAGCAGAGGAAGGAAGGGCACUUCCCCGUUCCCCUGCUACCCGAGUACACUCCAGGAGAUCAGAGUGUGUCUGCUAGCGUGGCCGAACGGGACCAUGUGAUAUGCCUGAGCACCAGUUACAGCAGCACUAAUGUCAGCGAGGACGACUCCAAGGCUCUGAUCACAGAAGCACACGCCCCAAAACAAGACGUGAUCGAGCUGAGCUCCGACGAGGACGACGCCCUACAGAUCAGCAGCGAGUCCACCAAUGAGGAGGAGGAGGACCGGUCGGCGGCACCCGAGGCGACCGGCGCCCACGCAAACGACGCUGUGAACCAACCGGACGCCCAGGGGCGUGUCUUGGUCAACCUGAACCACCCAACCGAGGAGGCAGACCUGUUCCUCUCCCCUCAGCUGGCCCGGGUCGUCAAACCUCAUCAGAUCGGUGGGAUCCGUUUCCUCUAUGACAACCUGGUUGAGUCUCUGGAGCGCUAUGAGAGCAGCGGUGGCUUCGGCUGUAUCCUGGCCCACAGCAUGGGCCUGGGCAAGACCCUGCAGGUCAUCUCCUUCAUAGACGUUGUGCUCAGACACACCCAGGCCCACACUGUGCUCGCCAUCGUGCCUGUCAACACGCUACAGAACUGGCUGGCCGAAUUUAACCUCUGGGUCCCGACCUUUGAUGCGCUACCCGUGGACGUGGACCCCACCCAGGUCUCCCCGCGCACCUUCAAGGUCCACAUCCUGAACGACGAGCACAAAACCACGACCACCAGAGCGAAGGUGAUCUCUGACUGGUCGCGGGACGGCGGCGUGCUCCUGAUGGGAUAUGAGAUGUAUCGACUGCUGUCCCUGAAGAAGAGCUUUGUGGCGGGCCGGAAGAAGUCCAAGAAGGCCCAAGGACCGGUGGUCAUUGACCUGGACGAAGAGGACCGGCAUCAGGAGCUCCUCAAAGGCAUAGAGAAGGCCCUGUCUCGCCCCGGCCCGGACAUGGUGAUCUGUGACGAGGGCCACCGCAUUAAGAACUGCCACGCCAGCACCUCGCAGGCCCUGAAGAACAUCCGUACCCGGCGGCGUGUGGUCCUCACGGGAUACCCCCUCCAGAACAACCUGAUAGAGUACUGGUGCAUGGUGGACUUUGUCAGGCCUGACUUCCUGGGCACCAGGCAGGAGUUCAGUAACAUGUUUGAGAGGCCCAUUCUGAACGGGCAGUGUGUGGACAGCACGCCGCAGGACGUCCAACUGAUGAGAUACCGAAGUCAUGUCCUCCAUAGCCUGCUGGAGGGCUUUGUCCAGAGGCGUGGUCACGACGUGUUGAGAGACCAGCUCCCCUCCAAGGAUGAGCACGUGAUACUGGUGCGACUGUCGCCCCUGCAGAGGGCCCUCUACACAGAGUUUAUGAACCGCUUCAGAGAAGCAGGCAACAGCGGCUGGCUCAGCCUCAACCCACUCAAGGCCUUCUGCGUCUGCUGCAAGAUCUGGAACCACACAGACGUGCUGUACGAGGCACUGCAGAAGGAGAAUCUGGCCAAUGAGCAGGACCUGGACCUGGAUGACAUCACCAACAGCCACGCCCGCUGCCCCGCCCCCAACCAGAAGGGCAAGACUCCGGAGGACCCCAACAGCAUCGGAGGGCUGAGUCUCAACGCUCUGCAGGAGAAGGCCAAUCAGGUCAUCACCUACGAAUGGGCGAAGGAGAUCAUGUCUGACUAUAAGCCCGGGAUUUUGGAGAACUCUGCUAAGAUGGUCCUGCUGUUCCACCUGAUCGACGAGAGCGUCAGGAAGGGAGACAAGAUCUUGGUCUUCAGCCAGAGUUUGUCCACCCUCUCGGUCAUCGAGGAGUUCUUGGCCAAGAGGCCCAUACCGGCGGGCAGUGCCAGAGAGGGCCACAACCAAAACUGGCUCCGUAACCACAACUACUACAGACUGGAUGGGAGCACGUCUGCCUCCGAGAGAGAGAGACUCAUCAACCAGUUCAACGACCCGUCCAACACCUCCACUUUGGUCUUUCUGCUUUCCACCAGGGCUGGCUGCCUGGGGGUAAACCUGAUCGGGGCUAACCGCGUGGUGGUUUUCGAUGCCUCCUGGAACCCCUGUCACGACGCCCAGGCUGUGUGUAGAGUAUACCGCUACGGCCAGAAGAAACCCUGCCACAUCUUCCGCCUGGUCUGUGACUUCACCCUGGAGAAGAAGAUCUACGACCGACAGAUCUCCAAGCAGGGCAUGUCUGACCGAGUGGUGGAUGACCUGAACCCCAUGCUGUCGUUCACACGGCGGGAGGUGGAGUCUCUGCUGCACUUUGUGGAGGAGGAGCCUGACGUGUCACAGGUGCAGCUGCAGUCCCGCCAGGAGAUGGAGGCGAGCAUCAGACAGGCCUGCCAGCUCUACCCUCACUUAGUCACCAAGCAACCCUUCCACCACGAUUCUCUCCUGGUGGACCGGCGGGAGAUGAAGCUCACCAAAGCAGAGAAGAAGGCUGCCAAAAAGAGCUACGAGGACGAGAAGCGUGCGUCGGUGCCCUACACGCGGCCCUCUUACGCCCACUACUACCCCGCCAGCGACCAGAGCCUCACCAACAUCCCUGCCUUCAGCCAGCGCAACUGGCGCCCACCCCCUCGCCAAGAUGAGAAGCCCGUGGCCAGCGUCCGCCCCGUUCAGUCAACUCCAAUUCCCAUGUUGCCUCGCCAGGCGUCUCAUGCCUCCGCCUCCACGGCAGACUCUGACUCCAGCUCGGGCUUUCCCGUCAACUACCUGCAGAAGGCAGGCGUCUUCGUCCAGAAGAUCGUCACCACCACAGAUAUCGUGAUACCAGGAACCAACAGUUCAACUGAUGUCAAGGCCAGGAUCAGUGCAGGAGAGAGCAUCCACGUCAUCAGAGGAACUAAAGGGACCUACAUCAGAACCUGUGACGGGAGGAUCUUUGCCAUCCGUGCUGCAAGCAAGCUCAAGGCAGGGGAGGAGAACUCAGCUGUUGCACCCAAAAGUAGCAAUCCCAACUCAACUCUUAACACCCAGAAGGCAUCGGAGGACUCGGCGAACGGCACCAGCGGCUGUGUGACUCGCCCGCUCUCCCCUGACAGCCCCGAGAUCCUGAGCGAGCUCCAGAGGUACACAGCUGCAGCCGGAAACAAGAUCCAGCAGCAGCAGGCCUCCAAGGCUCUGUCUGCAGGAUCCUUGGAGACGGCGCUGGCAGAGAGCACCAAUGGCAGCAGCGUGACCAGCCAUGUCAAGCCCUGGGGAGAGACCACGGCCCAGCCCAACACAGACUCCACGGCCGCCCUGGACCUGAAGGGCACCAAGCGCAAAGCCUCCACCCCGUCUGCCGACGAAUGGGCCAACAACAAGCAGCUGGCCCCCGGCAAGCGCACCUCGGCCCCGUUGCCCCCCCGGGGCUUUCCCUUCACCAGGGGUUACGGCCUCCCGCCCAUGGGCCUCAACCCGGCCAUGCUGGGUUCCAUUGAGCAACCCCUUUUCAUGGGAGCUGGCUCGCCCUACUUCCAGCCCCACAGCCAGAUGGGUGACCCCUGUCUCAUGUUCCCCAUGACCUCUGACCCCUUCGGCCUGGGUGACGGCACCCUAACUAGCUCCUCCUCCAGGUCUUCCUCCUCCACCACUACCAGCUCCUCCUCGGCUGCCUCUGACUCGGCCUCCCUGGCUCCCUUCAUGCUGGGUGCUGGUAUGGCUGGCAUGCUGCCCCCAGAUUUCCCCAUGUCCUACGGCCAGUCCGUGGGCAUGUACCCUAGCUCGCUGCUCCCUGGGGGGCUCCCGGCCGCCACCCCAGGCCCCGCUGGCUCCAGCUUCCUCUCCCACUUCCCCUCCUCUGGCCUGAUGGGGGCGGGGCUGGGUCGCUCUGACGCCCACGGCUCGGCAGAGAACGCUGGUAGUAGCUCAGACAGCGAUGACGAUGAUGUCAUUGAGGUGACUGGACAAUGAGAGCCUCCACCAACCCUUUUUCCCAUCCCAAGUGCAACAUGCACGCCGUUCAGAAAAUGAGUCUGUAUUGGAAUAUAACACAUCUGGACAAAGCAACAAAUCCUUAUGCUGAAUAUCUCAUUUAAAAAGAAGAAAAUAGAAGAACUGAGCACCAGAGAGAACGUAGAUGAAAAGGAAACGGACUUGGGGCUUCCAAAAUGUUCUGUCCUGUCCUUAUUCAAAUCACUGAAGCGACAGCUGGGUUUGAACCUGCAGUGACCCUUAAUCGCCACCAGGGUGUACUGUUUGUUCAGAAGACUGACUAAUUCGCUUGGUUGUCUUCUAAAACUUUUUGCAUUUUUCCAACAGUUGAUGAUAGACUAGGUUAAUAACUAACUGACAGUAGACUAGAGUUAAUCAAUCAAAUUGAGAGACAUAGUUGGUAGUAAUUAUGGUAUGGCACAAAAUAUCUGUUUGACGAUAUUGUUCUUGAUUGUCAUUAUUUUCUACUGAAUAUUAUUUUAUAUGGUAGUCCUACUCUAAAACUGUUUUCAAAAUCAAUUUGAUUUGCUCUUGAAUUAACUGCCAGGACAGAAGUGUUGAGUUUUUUUGAGAAAUUGGAUGACAAUCCGAAAAUGGGCGAGUCGAGACUGAAGUCAAAGAAACCGUUAGGGUCUUUGAUGGGUGAAAAUCUAAAAAGUAAGAACCUUCAACUCAAAGAAUGUACACUUAUUUACGCCUUUAAUGCAGAUCUUUGGGACAGGCGUCACUUUUGGGAAGAUCUGAUUUCCACGUUUUAUGUCAUCUUCUGCAUUUUUCUGAUUUGAUUGCCUUGUCUACCGGUGAUGAUGUGAAAACAUUGCUCUUGCGAAGGGCCAACUGUCCAAAGGGACGGUGAAUUGAAAAUGCCUUGCCUCUGUCUCUGAAUGUUACCCAGUGGGAGUAGAGAAACAGCGAGACGGGCAGUCCUAGGGACCUGGAUCUCACCCAUAGUCUUACUGUAGCUUCUCUAAGUGAUGCAAAUAUGACCUGUGACACCUCUGUGUGUGUGUGUCCCCUUCCCUGUCUGUUUCUGCACUGGGUACCCAAGUGUUCUAGAGUAGAGAACUUGUCUCCUAGUGGCUCGCUCUGUCUCGGUGGAUAGUUUGAACACUUGUUUUCUGCUCCUUUGUCUCAUCUCUGGCAUAUGUGAUUUCAACUGGAAAAACAACCCAGGGUUCAAGGGGUCAUUGUCAAACCAAAAUAAUUUGAGCAAAUUCAAAAAUAGCUGUGCCAAAAAAAAACUUCAAGCACUCUCUCCAGAGAGGAUUAUUCUCUGACGCGACCAAAUGUCACCAACUGCUAUUGGCCUAAAGAAGAGGGUGUCUUUCGAAUUUGGUCACAGAAUGUUAUUACUGACUUUGUUGUGAGCUCAUUGUUAAGGGGGGGGUUAAGUGUGUGAGACCUGGGUCUGUUUAAUUAAUAAACAGCACUUUUCAUUUUCGUUACUUCUGACUCAUUACUUGCAUAGACUUACUGUCUCAAUCCAACCCACUUUGGGAAGAGGGAAGGCCAGCCCACCACCUCCACCAAGUCCCUAGCCUUGAGUCUCUUCAGCAAGAGCUUUAAACUCCAAUUCUUGCAUUUAUUACGAUACCCUCGUAUCAUAAGACUUGUUCUUCUUUUCAUUCAUACCACACUUAAUGUGCUUUUCUUUUUUCAACGUUUUGAAUUUACCAAAUUCAUGUAUUUAUGACAGUGCAUAUUUAUUCAUUCUUAUUUUAAAUGUUUGUACUUUUUUUGUUCUGUUUUUGUUUGUAAGGGGAUUUUUUUUUGUUUUAUGUUCAUUUACUGGAACACGGCAAUUAUUGUGUUCCAUAACUUGAGAAGUGUGAUUUAUUAGACAUCUGACUCAGUGUGUGAGUUUCAGGACCAACCAGUCACGGGCGGUCAAACCACUCAUUAGCAGAGAGAAAAUGUCACCCAGUGCUUUUGUUUUUUGUUCAUAUCAUCCAGAUGUUCAUUUGAAUCUAUAUAUCCUAAUGGCAAAUGAAAGCUAGUUCCCUCAGUUUAAUGUUUUCAGUUGUUGUACCACUCAAUCUUUUUCAUAGCUUUCUACUUGAAUUUCAGUAUUUAUUUAUAAAUCGAUUCAGUCAGCCACCAACUGACUGUCCAGUAAAUUCCAUUUAGUUAAAAGGGAUACUUCGGGAAGUUAGAGGUAGUUUUUGCGCGCCAAUGCUAACUAGCGUUGGCACAAUGACAGGAAGUCUAUGAGUAUGUGCUAGCAUGGUUAGCAAAGCCUGUACAGUACAUAGUUUGUGAAUGGACAUGUAACAAUGGAUGGCUUUAAGAUCUUUUGUAAAUAAAAUAAUGUUUUGAAUGGCAUUUCAAGUUCAUUUACUUUGAUAAAAAAGCAAAUGUUUAAUCACACACUAUCUUAUCUUACACACAGAUCCUCAAGCACUAUCUGAACAUGAGUAACUCUUUCGCUUAACUUUUGGAGGGGACUGAGCAUUGUCUAGAGACCUGUCCAGAGUCAUAUCCAUCAGAUGACAUGACCUAAAAUCAGAUGAAGAGGGCAAAAUUGAGAAUAGCUGUCAGCCUAGAUGACAAUGCAUUUAAAAAAAAAAAAAAGUAGAAACAAACACGUUCGAUCAAAACUGUUAUCUUUACACGGAGACAGGUUUACUGUUUUGUACGUAGAAUGAAUUUAUAGUUGUUGUCUGGUGCUUGCUUUUGGUGUUUACAACAGCUUGGGUGAAAUGAGCUUGUCUGCCAGCCUUCAAGUUGAUAACGUUGACAUGUUGUGACUAUGAAACGGAGGUUCUGUACGUCGACUUCGCCAGUGUAUAUCUUAAAUGACUUAGAAGCCUUAGAUUUUCAUCAUCAGCUAUGCAAGCAGAUUCUGUUCAGUUGUAUCUGGGAACAAGUGCUUUUACGUGUCGUAACAUUGUAAACAAAAAUGUUUAAAAAAGGGAUUCCAUGAUGUCUGCUUUUUCCAGGAAGCUUGGCCACGGUGGACUGGAUGUCACUUGAUGUGUUCACCGCUCUUUGAUGUUGUGAGCUCUGUGUUGCCGUCUGAUCUACAAUGUAAAGUUGUAACGUCUUGGGAAUGGGAGAUGCGGGCAGAGAUCUGGGACUGUCACAACUGCCAUGGUUUUCUCUCCCCGUAUGGGUCCUCUUACAUGACCAAGAUGCGUGGACAUUUGUGUGUUUUUGAAUUGAAGACUCUGUUUGGGUUGCCUAACCUUGGCCUUUUACAUAAACCAACCCUUUACAUAAGUCGAACGUUCACAGGGAUUUGGGUCAUGCAAAUUGUCUCCCUCACCCGCAUCGCACGCUCACAAUUUAACCUCGCAGUACCGGUCGUUUGUCUUUUUGAUUCUGUAAAAGCAGAACUGUUAUUCAGAGAGAUGCAUCAAUAUUCCAUAGAAAACACUAUCCGCGCAGUACAAUUGCGUCCAGUGUUGUGGUUCUUGUUCUCCAUAAGGAAAGUUCCACUGAGGCAUCCCAGAUCCAAGCAGGUCUCAUCUGAGUCUCGAUAAAACAGCCUUUGUCUCGUGUUUGUAUCACUGUAAGUGAACAAGCGCAUUAUAACUCUGCUUACUUUACACAUUGUUUUGGUUUGUUUGCGGGCGUGUCCAUUUGUAUGCCUGUCUUCAGAGGACAACGUGCAAACGCACCAUUGUUCUUUGCCAGUCAAAGGUCCCUCAUGUUUUUUUGGUAGCCAGCCAUUAUCCACUGCAUUUCCUGCCAGUGAGCUAUUCACGUUAUCUUGGUUUGAUAUCAGAUCAGAUUUUGCUGUGCUCUCUCUCUAUCUGUGAUGUUUGAUUCUCAUAGAGUUCUGCUGGCAGAGGGCUUUGUCUUUUUUUUACACCUGAGAAAUGUGAAUUCUUUAGUGUAAUGUUUUUUAUGCCAAUUAAUUACUGAAUAAAAUGAAUGUGUAUGCAGUUA